GAUCUCUUCGAACAGCUCUCGUAUCACGAGACAGGCCUCAUCGAAUGUAUUGAUGACCGCCUUAACAAUUUAGUAGGAUUAUUUUCUACACAGAAAUCUCUUGGUUGAUGGAGGUUACCUAUAGUUUCGUUGUUACCUUUCACCUUUUUGUGUCAGUGCUGAUGUUAUAAGCAUCCGGCAAAAUCGUCAAUAUUAGCAUAAAAUGUCUUGAAUUGUUGUGAUAUCGAAAAUGAUGCGGUUUUAUAAAAAUAUCCAGUGGCUUGCAUUGACAGUUAUUUUCACCAUUCUAUUGAGUGGUUCUUUUUUUCUUAGAAACCGGCAUGAACGUACGAUAUACAAAACGAGUAUUUCACCUACUAAAUCAGCUUUAUCGUUGGCUCCUUUGAAACAUGUCACGAAGUCGAUUGCAGAAUUGGGAAAGAUGGAUGAAAUCAACAAAUAUUUUUUGUUGUUGAACAACGUACCGAAAUGUGGAUCAGAAAUUUUGGUAUUGCUGUUGCAGAAGCUGCAAGGACUCAAUAAUUAUAGGCAUGUUAGACUGAAGGAGGGCAAUAAGAGACAUUUGACGAAUUUACAACAGGAAUAUCUGGUUUAUGAUAUGUUCGAUAUGAUGAAACGCCAGGCAGUUCCCCUAAGUUUCGACAGACACGUUUAUUUCAUAAACUUCACAAAUUUUGAUAGACAAUUUCCAACCUACAUCAAUUUGUUGAGGAAUCCUGUUGAUAAAGUGAUAUCCAGAACGUCAUUCAAAGGAAAGGAUAAAAAGCAAGAUUAUUACUACAAAUGUUUGAUGCAUAAAAAAAAUAACUGUAAUUACAAGAAUGGCCAACCUUAUGAUCUAUCAAUUCCGUACUUUUGCGGCCAUGAUCCAAGAUGUCAGAUACUGAAUAAUGAUUGGGCAUUGCAAACCGCCAGGAGUAAUGUAGAGAAAUAUUAUCCAGUAGUAGGAAUUCUGGAAGAACUGAAUGCAACACUGGAAAUAUUGGAGACCAAGAUUCCUUACUUCUUCAAAGGAGCCCAGAAAACAUAUGAAAAAUAUUUUAUACACAUUCAGAAGAGUCAUGACAGACCAAAAGCACCGAGGGCUGUGAAGAGAAAGUUGGAAGAAACAUUGAUCCAUGAAAUGGAUUUUUAUGAAUGGAAUAAAGCUAGAUUAUUCAAACAGUUAAAGAUAUUGUAUGGAGAGCAUCCGUCACAUUGAAAUAACAGAAUAUUUUUAUUGAAUCAAAGACUGAAUUUUAAUAUAAAGAAUAAGUUACUUACUGUGUGUUUCUCGGGUCGAACACUUACAUGAAUUUUAUACAUGAGCUUCUUGAAAAGUAGCUAACUAAGUUGCAUGUUCUGGGUAUGUAGGUAUUUUAUGAAAAAACUGUAAUUACUGUAACCUUCAAGAUUUAAAAAACAUAUUGCCCACUUGCACAUGAUGUGCUGGAAGCUGUGUAUAAUCAUUCCAGAAAUAUUUUUUGAGAAUUUUUUAUAACUAACUUACUGUUUUGCAUAAGGAUUCCAAGAAGGAUUUUUCAUUUCAUCAAUUUUUAGAAAUUCAAAGAGAAUUCUGCAAGUGUUUUACUUAAAAUAUCGAAAUCAAUCUCACAUAGUUAUUGCUGGUUUGAGGAUUUUCAAACCCAAGUCGGCACAAUUGCUAACUUUGUUAUUAAGUUGAUCAAAACGGAACAAAUCAUUCACGAGUUAUGUCAAAAAGUUUAUAUUCACAUUAUUGAAGAAGCUCUUCAGCUACCCAUGAAGAAUUUAAUUUUCCUUUUGGAGGAUUGGGCUUUUUGCCUUCCUCUAAAAUUCCCCCAACAUCACUUCAUUUCCAUUAAAUAAAUUGAAUAAUUAAUGAUGUUAUAAUAAUAAGUUUUAUGCACUAGCGAGCCGUAAAGUGCACUUUACCGCCCGGUUUUGCGGGCGUUAAGUCACACUUUACCGCCCGC
Messenger RNA from Phaedon cochleariae (mustard beetle), 1934 nucleotides. The record is from the annotation of a GenBank genome assembly. Lineage: Eukaryota; Metazoa; Arthropoda; Insecta; Coleoptera; Chrysomelidae.